Molecule: messenger RNA, 466 nt
Organism: Periophthalmus magnuspinnatus
Lineage: Eukaryota; Metazoa; Chordata; Actinopteri; Gobiiformes; Gobiidae
Gene: rpl34
Product: ribosomal protein L34
Exons: 5
Coding region: 44-397 (117 amino acids)
Biological process (GO): translation
Cellular component (GO): ribosome
Molecular function (GO): structural constituent of ribosome
Source: RefSeq, a predicted model, not a curated record
CCUCCGUACUUCCUCUUCCGGUCGCGGCGCUCGCAGCUUCAAGAUGGUGCAACGCCUGACGUAUCGUCGUAGGUUGUCCUACAACACAGCAUCCAACAAAACCAGAUUGUCUCGCACCCCUGGUAAUCGUAUUGUGUACCUGUACACCAAAAAGGUCGGCAAAGCCCCCAAAUCAGCAUGUGGCAUCUGCCCAGGAAGACUGCGUGGAAUCCGUGCUGUUAGACCACAGGUUCUCAUGAGGCUCUCAAAGACCAAGAAGCACGUCAGCAGAGCUUAUGGUGGCUCCAUGUGCGCCAAGUGUGUGCGAGACAGGAUCAAGCGCGCUUUUCUGAUUGAGGAGCAGAAAAUUGUCGUCAAGGUGCUGAAGGCACAGGCACAGAGCCAGAAGACUAAGUAAAAUGUGUUUGUACAAUGAAAAUAAAAUACAACAAAAAAUUAUCUUGGGUUAUUGAGUCGUUAAAUAAAA